Molecule: messenger RNA, 648 nt
Organism: Ruditapes philippinarum (Manila clam)
Lineage: Eukaryota; Metazoa; Mollusca; Bivalvia; Venerida; Veneridae
Product: ribosome-recycling factor, mitochondrial-like
Biological process (GO): translation
Cellular component (GO): mitochondrion
Molecular function (GO): ribosomal large subunit binding
Source: RefSeq, a predicted model, not a curated record
AUACUGAUAAACAUAAACCUAACCAUACUGUAGAACUUGAUAAAACAACCAUCAGUGAAAUAGUUGAUGUUGACAAGUAUGAGCAGCAGUUAGCUAAUAUUCUAGAAAAUCUAAGACAUGAAUAUGUUCACAAGCUUUCACUUAGGACUAAUGUAGGAACUUUUGAUAAAAUUGAAGUGAAGUUGGACAAUGAAACAAUUCCUUUGAAUCAGGUUGCCUCCAUUGUGCAGAAGGGUCCUUCAUUGAUUGUACUCAAUCUCAGUCAAAAUAUCAAGUUUGUACCAGCAGUUAUGUCAGCAUUACAUAGUUCAGGGAUGAAUCUAAAUCCACAACAAGAAGGUCCAUCAACAAUCUAUGUUAAUAUACCCAAGGUUUCAAGGGAUCAUAGGGAAGAACUAGCUAAAGGUGCUAAAACAAUUUUUAAUAAUACGAAAGAGAAAUUGGACAAACUGUUUGCAGAAACAAUGAAGAAGGUUAACAAGACGAAAUCAACUGAAAUUAAAAAAACAAUAGAGAGUAAGUUACUUCAGGACAAGAGGAAAAUACAAGCUGAUGCAGAAGCAUUGAUGAAAGCAAAACAAAAAGAAUUACUUGACUCUUGAUAUUAACUUAUAAGUAAUGAUUUCAAAUUCAAAGGGUUAUUUCAAA